Messenger RNA from Mercurialis annua (annual mercury), 5166 nucleotides. RefSeq lists its product as uncharacterized. Gene Ontology annotation, molecular function: helicase activity; mRNA binding. The transcript is spliced from 14 exons. Bases 249 to 4835 code for a protein of 1528 amino acids. The record is from RefSeq and is a predicted model, not a curated record. Lineage: Eukaryota; Viridiplantae; Streptophyta; Magnoliopsida; Malpighiales; Euphorbiaceae. Gene Ontology annotation, cellular component: catalytic step 2 spliceosome. Gene Ontology annotation, biological process: mRNA splicing, via spliceosome.
AUUACUAAAAUUAUCCAUAAAACGAAGCGGGUAAUCGAGACCCGACUGUCAAUUUUCAAGCUAAAACCGCCAUUGAUUUCCCCACUUCUUCUCAUUAGCAGGCAGCGCAGGGUUUAACACUACCGCGCUUCAACAAACUGUCACCAACACAUAAACCCUAACCCUAAUUUCUCUUCUAAAACCCCAUUUCUUCAACUAAUUCCGUCCACAUAUUAUGCUCUAAUUUUUCUCAUUCCAUACAGUACAUCAUGACCAAAGUGCACGGCACCGGCGCGUACGAUUUCAAGCGCCACAGAGUAGCUGAGUACCCGGUCGAGUUACAAUCUCAGCCUGGCGACAGCAAACCGGCGGAUGCCAAGUCCGGUUCAGCUCUUCCUAACUCAAUAACCCUAUCGGAGAUUCAACGCGACCACUUAACUAAAAUUGCAGCGGCCAAUUGGCUGAAGACAAGUGGCAGUGAUGACAAGAGUAAGAGCGAAGAGUUUGAUCCGGAGUUAGUUAAGAAGAUAUAUGAAAAGGAAUUGAAAGUUAAAGAGGGAAGAAAACCAGUGCCGUUGCAGAGAGUUAUGAUUUUGGAAGUUAGUCAGUAUUUGGAGAAUUAUCUAUGGCCGAAUUUCGACCCCGAAACGGCGACGUUUGAGCAUGUUAUGUCCAUGAUUCUCAUGGUGAAUGAAAAGUUUCGAGAGAAUGUUGCGGCUUGGAUGUGCUUUUAUGAUAAGAAAGAUGUGUUUAAAGGAUUUUUGGAGAGGGUCAUUAAACUCAAAGAGGGGAUUGAUUUAAAUAUAGCAGAAAAGACAAAUUACUUAGUUUUUAUGAUUAAUGCCUUUCAGAGUUUGGAAGAUGAAAUUGUAAGUGAGACAGUUCUGAAAUUAGGAGGUUUACAGUCAUGGCACAGUUUGUCAUAUGGCCGUUUUCAGAUGGAGCUUUGUCUUAAUCCGGAUUUGAUAAAGAAAUGGAAAAGGAUGAUCAAAAGGGAGACUAAGGAAGCAAUGAAACGAGGAGAAUCUUUUGAUCCUUCAACUUCUCUUGGAGUGAAGUUCUUGAGAAAUUUUGUAGAAGAAUUUCUUGAUGUGCUUGAUUUCCUGGUUUUUCCUCAGAAAGAUUCUGUUAGUGAGGAUUAUAGACUAGAUGUUAGUUUUCAGGACGCUGAUGAUGCUGCGAUCCUGUACUGUGAAAGAUUUAUGGAGUUUCUUAUUGAUUUAUUGAGCCAACUGCCAACAAGGAGGUACCUUAGGCCUCUUGUGGCUGAUGUAGCUGUUGUUGCAAAAUGCCACUUAAGUGCUCUUUAUAGACAUGAAAAAGGGAAACUUUUUGCACAGCUGGUUGACUUACUGCAGUUCUAUGAAAGAUUUGAGAUUAAUGAUCAUGUUGGGACACAAUUGACUGAUGAUGAGGUGCUCCUGAAUCAUUAUGACCGUUUUCAAGCUUUUCAACUUCUUACCUUUAAGAAGAUUCCUAAGCUACGAGAACUUGCAUUGUCUAAUAUUGGUGCAAUUCACAAGCGAGCUGAUCUGUCCAAGAAACUAUCUUUGUUAUCUCCAGAAGAGUUGAAGGAUUUGGUUUGUUGUAAGCUCAAACUGGUUUCUGCUGAAGAUCCUUGGUCUGAAAGAGUUGAUUUUCUUAUUGAAGUCAUGGUCUCCUUUUUUGAAAAGCAGCAGUCUCAAAAGGAAUCUAUCAAUGCUCUACCACUUUACCCAAAUGAGCAGAUCAUGUGGGAUGAAAGCCUUGUACCAAGCAUUAACUAUUCAGGAGAAGGUUGUCUGGCACUUCCAAAACUCAAUCUGCAAUUUUUAACACUCCACGAUUAUCUUCUAAGAAAUUUCAAUCUCUUCCGACUGGAAUCAACAUAUGAGAUACGUGAGGAUAUUCAGGAAGCUGUUCCGCAUCUUCUUGCUUACAUUAAUAAUGAAGGGGACACUGCAUUUCGCGGUUGGUCAAGAAUGGGUGUGCCAAUAAAAGAAUUUAAAAUCACUCAGGUCAAACAAGCAAAUAUUGGUGAAGUCAAACCAUCGUCUGUUACAGCAGAAGUUACUUUUAGCAUGUCGAGCUAUAAAGCACAAAUAAGAUCCGAGUGGAAUGCCCUUAAGGAGCAUGAUGUUUUGUUUCUACUUUCAGUUCGCCCUUCAUUUGAGCCUCUUAGUUCUGAGGAAGCAGGAAAGGCUACUGUACCUCAAAGGCUUGGUCUUCAGUAUGUACGGGGAUGUGAAAUUAUCGAGAUACGCGAUGAGGAAGGAACUCUCAUGAAUGAUUUCACUGGAAGAAUUAAACGGGAUGAGUGGAAGCCACCGAAAGGAGAUCUAAGAACUGUGACUGUUGCUUUAGAUACAGCACAGUACCAUAUGGAUGUAACUGAUAUAGCAGAGAAAGGCGCAGAAGAUGUUUAUGGGGCAUUUAACGUGUUGAUGAGGAGGAAACCAAAGGAAAAUAACUUCAAAGCAAUUUUAGAAUCUAUAAGGGAUCUUAUGAAUGAAUACUGUAUUGUUCCUGACUGGCUUCACAACAUAUUCUUGGGCUAUGGGAAUCCUUCUGCAGCACAAUGGAUCAAUAUGCCCGAUCUCCUUGAAACAGUAGAUUUCAAGGAUACCUUCCUCGAUGCUGACCAUUUGAAGGAAAGUUUUCCAGAUUUCCAGGUGUGCUUUGUAAACUCAGAUGGUACUGAAAGCUUACAUCCAAGACCUCCUUUUCGCACUAAACUUCCUAGGACUCUGAAAAGUAAUGCCCAUGCACUUCCAGGGAAUAAAAAAGUAGCUACUGAUAUACCAAAUGAUGUCAGCAUGGAGGAUUCUGGCAGUGAGAAAGACAAACUUAUUGUUGAGGCAUACAUUCCUCCUGAUCCUGGUCCAUAUCCCCAAGACCAGCCAAAACAGAACUCGGUCAAAUUUACACCUACUCAGAUUGGAGCAAUCAUAUCUGGUACGCAGCCAGGACUUACCAUGGUUGUUGGACCGCCUGGUACAGGAAAGACUGAUACGGCUGUGCAAAUUCUGAAUGUUCUCUACCAAAAUUGCCCAUCACAGAGAACAUUAAUUAUCACUCACUCAAAUCAGGCUUUAAAUGAUCUAUUUGAGAAGAUAAUGCAGAGAGAUGUGCCUGCACGCUAUCUUCUCCGGCUGGGUCAAGGUGAACAAGAACUAGCAACUGAUCUCGACUUCAGCAGGCAAGGCCGUGUUAAUGCCAUGCUUGUUCGGCGGUUAGAAUUACUUGGUGAAGUGGAGAGGCUUGCAAGAUCUCUGCAACUUCCUGAGGAUGUAGGUUAUACCUGUGAAACUGCCGGAUACUUUUGGUUGCUUCAUGUAUACUCACGCUGGGAACAAUUCCUUGCCGCUUGUGCGGAUAAUGAAGAUAAACCAACCUUUGUUCAGGACCGCUUCCCCUUUAAAGAGUUCUUUUCGAACACACCUAAACCAGUUUUUACUGGUCAGUCAUUUGAAAAAGACAUGCGGGCGGCAAAGGGGUGCUUUCGUCACCUAAGGACUAUGUUUCAAGAACUAGAAGAGUGUAGGGCAUUUGAGUUGCUCAAAUCAACAGCUGAUCGAGCAAAUUAUCUUAUGACCAAGCAAGCAAAAAUUGUAGCAAUGACUUGCACGCAUGCAGCAUUGAAAAGGAAAGACUUUCUUCAGUUAGGCUUCAAGUAUGACAACUUAUUGAUGGAAGAAAGUGCCCAAAUUUUGGAGAUUGAAACGUUUAUUCCAAUGUUGCUGCAAAGACAGGAAGAUGGCUAUGCGCGAUUAAAACGCUGUAUACUGAUUGGUGAUCAUCACCAGUUACCUCCUGUGGUGAAGAAUAUGGCCUUUCAGAAAUACAGCCAUAUGGAUCAAAGCUUGUUUACCAGGUUUGUUCGUCUGGGUAUUCCUUACAUUGAGCUCAACGCCCAAGGUCGAGCUAGGCCAAGCAUAGCCAAACUUUAUAAUUGGAGGUAUCGAGAUUUGGGAGACCUUCCUUUUGUGAAGGAUGCUGCCAUCUUUCAUAGAGCAAAUGCUGGAUUCUCAUAUGAAUAUCAAUUAGUGGAUGUGCCUGAUUACCAUGGAAGAGGCGAGUCUGCCCCAUCUCCUUGGUUUUACCAGAAUGAGGGAGAGGCUGAAUAUAUCGUCAGUGUCUACAUUUAUAUGCGGUUAUUAGGAUAUCCUGCAAACAAGAUAUCCAUCCUAACAACUUACAAUGGCCAAAAACUUCUUAUUCGUGAUGUUAUUAACAGACGAUGUGUUCCAUAUGACUUCAUUGGUCCACCUAAUAAGGUUGCAACAGUCGAUAAGUUUCAAGGUCAGCAGAAUGAUUUUAUAUUGCUCUCAUUUGUACGUACUCGUUUUGUGGGUCACAUACGUGAUGUGAGAAGAUUGGUAGUUGCCAUGUCUCGUGCUCGACUGGGGCUUUACGUGUUCUGCCGCCGCUCUCUCUUUGAACAAUGCUAUGAAUUGCAACCUACAUUUCAACUGUUGCUUCAGAGACCUGACCGCCUUGCGUUGAAUUUGAAUGAGGUUACUCCAUACACAGAACGUCAUGUGGAAGAUGUUGGUCAACCUUAUCUUGUUAGCAGUAUCGAGGAGGUGGACCAUAUUGUGACUGAUAGAAUGAAUCGAAUUUAUCAGUCAAGGUUGAAUUAUCAGUUUGAGCAGCAUAUGCCUUAUUCAUCCGAUGUGGGUGUACCGGCAAAUGGUGCAGUACAUGGUAUACUGCCUGAGUCGGAGGAAACUAAAGAGACAGGUGGCAUAAAAAGUGACCAGAAUGGGGAUUUGCCUAGUCGGGUAAAUGGAGAACAGGACGUUGAAAUGUCCCCAAAUGAUGAAAACGAGAAGCCAACAGAAAGUGCAAAUGAGGAAUCACGGAUGGAGGAAUAGUAUAAUGCGCUGGUCUUGUUCAUAGCAACAGUAAUGGCAAGCAUGUUCCAGCUCACGUAGCAGAGAAUAGCACAAGGGGACGAACGAGGAAGAACUAGCUUCACCUCUGGCAUGUUAUGGUAAGAGAGGUAUGCGAGCAGCGGCAAAUGUUUCAGAUGUAUAGUUCUGAAGAUGAUAUUAAUUCGGAGAAAAAACAGUUUAGAAAGAACAAGAUAAAAAGGAGACAGUGACAAGUUGUAUCAGAUGGUGUAACUAUAUUCCAAAAUUUGACAAAUGGUGGAAAUUUUGUCUUGUAACUGUAGUUUAAUGCAUCAUUGAUAAUUCUGUUUAA